Molecule: messenger RNA, 1224 nt
Organism: Hemicordylus capensis (graceful crag lizard)
Lineage: Eukaryota; Metazoa; Chordata; Lepidosauria; Squamata; Cordylidae
Gene: FDX2
Product: ferredoxin 2
Exons: 5
Coding region: 48-560 (170 amino acids)
Biological process (GO): positive regulation of oxidoreductase activity; P450-containing electron transport chain
Cellular component (GO): mitochondrion
Molecular function (GO): 2 iron, 2 sulfur cluster binding
Source: RefSeq, a predicted model, not a curated record
CGUUCGACCUCUGACCCCGCCUGGCCGGCAGUCACGUGCAGCCUGUCAUGGCGGCCUCCUGCGCUGCGGGUGGCGGUGUGAGUGUGACCCAGCGUGGGGGGCGUCGACGUCUGCGGCUGCUCUUCGGGGUCGCUGGCCAGGUCCUGCUCCGGGGAUUCCGCUCUGCCGUGGCCUUACAGGCAGAAGAUGAAAGCUGUAAUGCAGAAGUAGUGAAUGUGGUGUUCAUAGACCGAUCUGGGCAAAGGAUCCCGGUGCAAGGCAGAGUUGGGGAUGACGUGCUACGCUUGGCUCAGAGGCAUGGCAUUGACUUAGAAGGUGCUUGUGAAGCUUCCCUGGCCUGCUCAACCUGUCAUGUCUACGUGAGCCAUGACUUUGUGGACAAACUUCCUUCCCCUGAUGAACGGGAGGAAGAUAUGUUGGACAUGGCACCACUGCUGCAGGAGAACUCACGCCUGGGCUGCCAGAUCAUCCUUGGCAAAGAAUUGGAAGGAGCAGAGUUCACCCUCCCCAAGAUCACCAGGAACUUCUAUGUGGACGGGCAUGUCCCCAAACCCCACUGAAGGCAACAGAGCCAAAAGCUGGACCAAUCUCCCGCGUGAGGCUGGCUGAAGUCUGUUGAGCAGACUUGAGAGAGAGAGCAGGACAGGGGUGUGGUUGAAGCAGGCAUGGUCCUGAAAUGAAGUGGGUACACUGUGUACAGGAAGAUGGUGCUGAAGAAGGGAUUUUGGAUCUACUGGAUGGGGCCACCCAGGAGCCAGUCCCAAGCUUCCUGCAGCUGCCUGUUUCACUGUGCCUUCCAUAAGUCAUAGCUGCAUUAAGCAGUCUCAUUUGUGGCGUAAGGAGGAUGUUGGAAGAAGAAGCUCCCCACUCAAUCCUUAGAGAAGCCAAAUGGAUGUUUCAAGUGCUUAAGAGAGGAGGGAGGUUCUAGCACAACAGCUGUCAUCUUUUGAGGGAAUAUACAGACUGCACAAGGGACAAUGGCAAAGGUUUGUGGGUUAUUCUCCCAAACAUGUUGGAUGCAUUAUUUCUAGCUCAGUUUUUCUUUCCCCCGUUGUACAAGCAGUGCUUUUAUCUACUUUGGGGCCUUCUCAUCUGCCAUUUGACUGUGGAAAAAUGGUUGGAAAUGUCUGUUUCUGUUGUAAUUUGGACUAUAUCAGACAAGAAGCCAAGAGGCGGGAAAGGGCACACCUUGGUGGUUUUAUCAGUAAACAUGUUGUAAAAGCA